CCCGUCGCUGCUGUCGGGCCGGGGGCGGAGCCUGCGACCAGACGGGAUCGGACGGCACCUUGGCGGUUCUCUAGCCGCCAUGGCCACCGUGGGCGGCCUGCGCGCCCUGCCCAGAUGGCUCCUGCGCGGCCGGUGGACCCCGCUCCCCGCCGGCCUGUGCAGCCGGGGGCUGGCCGGGCCCGGGAGGCCGGAGUCGGAGCCGCGGCCCACCAGCACGUGGCAGCGGGACGGCAUCAGGAACAUUGUGUUGAGCAAUCCCAAGAAGAGGAAUGCGCUGUCACUCGCCAUGCUGAAAUCUCUCCAAAAUGACAUUCUUCACGAAGCGGAAAGCAAAGAUCUGAAAGUCAUUGUCAUUUCAGCCGAGGGGCCUGUAUUUUCCUCUGGUCAUGAUUUAAAGGAACUGACGGAGGAGCAAGGCUGUAAUUACCAUACUGAAGUGUUCCAGACAUGUUCUGAGGUGAUGAUGCUGAUCCAGAACCACCCGGUCCCCAUCAUCGCCAUGGUCAACGGCCUGGCCACGGCUGCUGGCUGUCAGCUGGUAGCCAGCUGCGACCUUGCAGUGGCAAGCGACAAGUCCUCUUUUGCCACUCCUGGGGUGAACAUCGGGCUCUUCUGCUCCACCCCUGGGGUGGCCUUGGGCAGAGUGGUACCCAGAAAGGUGGCCUUGGAGAUGCUUUUUACCGGAGAGCCCAUUUCUGCUCAGCAGGCCUUGCUCCAUGGGCUUCUCAGCAAAGUCGUGCCGGAGGAGCGGCUGGAAGAAGAGACCAUGAGAAUUGCCAAGAAGAUUGCCUCCUUGAGCCGUCCUGUGGUGUCCUUGGGCAAAGCCAUCUUCUACAAGCAGCUGCCUCAGGACCUUAGAACAGCCUACUGUCUCACCUCCCAGGCCAUGGUGGACAACCUGGCCCUGCGGGACGGGCAGGAAGGGAUCAAGGCAUUCAUCCAGAAGAGGAAGCCCAUCUGGUCACACUGAGCCCAUGUGUGGGUGGACAGGUGGGGCAGUGGGCAGUGCCAGGUCACCCCCAGCCUUAACCUCCAGACUCUGUCACACCACUGCCUCUUGGCUGUGACAGAAAGACAGCCCGCUGUCAAAGCACUGAGGUGGUCUAUGUGAAAAGCCACAGUUCCAAAGGGAAGGGCCCAAAGAUCAUAUGAAGUACGGUCCAGCUUCAAGAUGGCGGCCACUGGGGUGGGCCACUGGGGUGGAAAGCCUGGCAUCUCACGUGCUCUUUCCCAGCACCCUGCCUGGGGGACCGCCACCCGCACAUAGAAGGUGACAGCCCGCAGAGGCAUGAAGGAAGGGUGCCAACCUGACUCAUCGUGUCCUCUUAGGUAGCUCAAUCCUGGUUGCUCAUGACAGGUGAUACAUUUCAAAUCUCCAUGAGAUGCUGGCCACCCUGAAAAUCUUAGUUCCAUCAGGGAAUAAUCACACCUGGGCCUUUGGAAUAAGCUUAUGUGAUUUAAAUAAAUUCAAUGUUUAUAGAGA
Molecule: messenger RNA, 1483 nt
Organism: Dipodomys spectabilis (banner-tailed kangaroo rat)
Lineage: Eukaryota; Metazoa; Chordata; Mammalia; Rodentia; Heteromyidae
Gene: Echdc3
Product: enoyl-CoA hydratase domain containing 3
Exons: 5
Coding region: 80-970 (296 amino acids)
Cellular component (GO): mitochondrion
Molecular function (GO): hydro-lyase activity
Source: RefSeq, a predicted model, not a curated record